Plodia interpunctella (Indianmeal moth) is the source of this 4595-nucleotide messenger RNA. RefSeq lists its product as uncharacterized. Bases 63 to 4385 code for a protein of 1440 amino acids. The transcript has a single exon. Gene Ontology annotation, molecular function: zinc ion binding; nucleic acid binding. Gene Ontology annotation, biological process: DNA integration. Lineage: Eukaryota; Metazoa; Arthropoda; Insecta; Lepidoptera; Pyralidae. The record is from RefSeq and is a predicted model, not a curated record.
UGAUGUAUGUAGGUUAGUUUAUAAUAAAUGGUGGGGGGUAGUCUAAGUAGCUUGGUUGUGAGAUGUCAUUUUAUAAACCAGUCCGGAAUAAAUGCUUGUUACGUACGCCCGUGUUUCAGUUAGCUCCGCGACACCGUUAUCCCUCAGGACUAUCGACCGCUAUAUCACAUUGGCGAACGAGGAUUAGUACCAAUAUUUACGCGUGCAGGUUAGACAUCGCAAUUAUGUCGAUUGGUAAAGUGCGGGAGUUCGACGUGAAGAACGGGGCGUGGUCGUCCUACGUGGACAGGCUCGAGAUGUACUUUACAGUGAACAGUGUGAAAAAUGAACUCAAAGUGCCUACUUUAAUUGCGGUAAUGGGGGACGAAGCUUACGAACUAUUAUCGAAUCUAGCCAGCCCUAAGAAACCAGCGGAACUAAGCUACGAGUGUGCGGUCAGAUUAUUACGUAAUCACCUCCAACCGACCCCGUCGGCACUGGCAGAGCGGUUCAGAUUUCGGCAGAGAAGGCAAGCGGCGGACGAGAAUGUGGCAAGCUACGUGGCGGAAUUAAAAAAGUUGACACGCUAUUGUAAGCUGGGGGACGGAUUAAACGAAAACCUUCGGGAUCAAUUCGUGUGCGGCUUGAGGAGUGAUCUCAUCCGGCAGAGGUUAUUUGCAGAGGAUGACACGCUCACGUUUACUAACGCGGUGAAGUUAGCCAGCUCAUUAGAAGCCGCGGAACGCGACGCAGCUGCGGUUGACGCGACAGGAGCCGCAAGCCGGGAGCUAUCGGCGGAUGUGCAUGCUCUGGCGGUCAGCAGCGGCAAGCAGCGGCGGGAGCCACGGGCGGCGGGCCGAGCCGGGCGCGGUACACAUGGAGGAGCGGGAGCGCAGCGGGCGGAGGUCGCCGGAGCGAACCUUAGCGGCAACAAGAUUGCGAGGAGUGGCAGUCGGGAUACACACAGUGGACAAUGUUAUAGCUGUGGGGGAGUGGGCCAUUAUCGGGAAGAGUGUCGAUUUAACCAAUACACCUGUAGCAAGUGCAAGCGGGUGGGGCACCUCAGGCGUGUGUGCCCGGACCAGAGGCAGGGGCGAAGAGCAGCUGUACACUAUGCCGCAGGAGAGGAGGAGCCAGAGGACGAGAAUCUGGACAGUUGCGGGGAGGAUUUUCACCACUUAUGCCUGAACGAUUAUAAGGCGGUGAGUGUGCCCGUUGUCAUAGAAGGUCAUACAAUUUAUAUGGAAGUGGAUACUGGUACGGCUGUAUCCUGUAUAAGCCGAGGAACUUAUAAUAAAUAUUUAAAACAUUUAAAGAUUGAGGCUAGCAACGUCAUUUUAAACUUUUACGAUGGUUCUAAGCUUAAGCCACUAGGUGUCAUUAGACCAACUGUGAAUUAUAAGGGUGUUCAUAAUAAUUUAGAGUUAUUUAUUAUCGAUGGAGGGACGACCUCACUGUUAGGACGGCAGUGGUUAUCAGAAUUAAAAAUAAAGUUACCAAUGUUUACAAAUUGUAAUAAUAUGAUAGGUGCAGAUAAGAGCCAUAUACAAAUGGAUCAUGAGUUGAAAAAAUUGUUCAACAGAUAUAAGGAAUUAUUCAGCGGAGGUUUGGGCACAUACACGGGGGGCAAGGCGACUCUGAGGGUUCGGGAGAGCGCGGUACCGGUGUUCCACCGCGCGCGGCCGCUGCCGUACGCGCUGCGCGACCGCGUCGACGCGCAGCUCGAUCAGAUGCUGCGCGACGGCGUCAUCGAGCCCGUCGACUGCUCCGAGUGGGCCUCACCUCUCGUACCGGUAAGCAAGGCUGAUGGUUCCUUGAGAAUUUGUGCUGACUACAAAGCUACAGUCAACCCGGCGCUUGUGGUAGACCGCUAUCCGUUGCCAAAAGUAGACGAUUUGCUGGUAAGGUUAAGUGGGUCACAGUUUUUCUCAAAAAUUGAUUUAUCUCAGGCCUAUAAUCAGGUUUUGUUAGACGAAACGAAAAAUCUCACCGUUGUGAAUACCCAUAGAGGUCUGUAUAGGUAUAAUAGGCUGGUGUAUGGCUUAGCAUCCAGCGCCGGGAUUUUUCAACGAAUAAUGUGUAAUUUAUUAAAUAAUAUCCCUAACGUCGAAGUAUUUUUAGAUGACGUCAUAAUAGGGGGCCAAACUAAAAGGGAUCACUUGCAAGCUGUUGAAGCUGUAUUUAGUAGGUUGCAUAAAUAUGGACUAAAGUUGAAAAGUAAUAAAUGCGUAUUUUUAGUUAACGAAGUACGUUAUUUAGGUUAUAUUUUAAAUAGGGAUGGUAUAAGAACGGAUCCAGAAAAAAUUCAAGCCAUUACCAAAAUACCUCGACCAAGCUGUGUAACAGAGCUGCGUUCGUUUUUAGGUUUAGUAAAUUUUUACGCAAAGUUCGUUAAGAACAUGAGCACAAAGUUAGUUCCCUUAUACGAAUUACUUAAAAAAGGUUGUACAUGGAAUUGGUCACAGCAGUGUGAACAAGCGUUCACAGAGGUUAAACGACUUUUGGUUAGCGCGGAAGUUUUGAUGCACUAUGAUCCUAGUCUGCCGCUCAUAGUGACCUGCGACGCGAGCGCGCGGGGCGUGGGGGGCGUGCUCUCGCAGCCGAGUAGGUGCGGCGGCCGCGAGCGCCCGGUUGCCUAUGUAUCGCGCACGCUCAACGAUGCCGAGAGAAAUUAUUCUCAGAUACAUAGGGAAGCACUUGCUAUUAUAUUUUCUGUUAAUAAAUUCCACCAAUAUUUGUACGGUCGUCGUUUUACCCUACGCACCGACCAUAAGCCUUUGGUAUCGAUACUCGGACCACAUACAGGGAUACCUACCAUGGUAGCUAGUCGGAUGCAACGCUGGGCAAUAAUAUUAUCGGCUUAUUCGUACGAUAUCGAGUACGUGCGCACCGACGAGAACGGAGCGGACGGGCUGUCGCGGCUACCUGUGGCCGCCGGCGGUAAACAGAUGAGUCAUGCGUCUAGUAAUGCACCGGCGCCCGAGCAAACGUAUUUACAUUUUAUUCAACAGGAACUAUUGUUAGACUAUAAUGUUAUUAAAAGUAAAACGUCGCGUAAUCCGCUUCUCGCUAAAGUUUUGAGUUAUUUACGAGACGGAUGGCCGUCGGAUUGUGAGAUUAUGAGUAUGAAGCCGUAUUUUAAUCGUAAAGACGGGUUAUACGAAGAGUUAGGGUGCGUUAUGUGGGGUCAUAGGCUGGUAGUACCGGACGAGUGUAGGGAGAGGGUACUACGCAUGAUUCACGAACCCCAUAUGGGAAUAGUAAAAUCGAAAGCUUUAGCUCGCAGUUAUGUGUGGUGGCCGGGGGUGGACGAGGACGUGGAGCGGUUGUGUCGGGAGUGCGCGGUGUGUGCCUCGCAGGCGGACGCGCCGCCGCGCCAGACCCCGCGAAUGUGGCCCUGGCCAAACCGGCCCUGGUCUAGAGUUCACUUAGAUUUCCUAGGACCAAUUUUUGGCAAAACUUACCUGGUUUUAGUCGACGCCAUGUCUAAAUGGAUAGAAGUUUGUCAGGUUUCUAGCACAGCGGCAACUGGGACUAUAGGAAAGAUUAGCGAAUUAUUCAGUAGAUGGGGUUUACCUAAACAGAUAGUUACAGACAACGGACCGCCGUUUUUUAGCGCGGAAUUCGCUAAUUUUGUGAGUAGCCAGGGUAUUGAGCACAUAUUUUCGCCACCGUACCAUCCGGCUUCAAACGGUUUAGCGGAAAAUGCUGUAAAAUCGUUAAAAAGAGUUAUUAAAAAAGCUAGUGCGGAGAAACAAGACAUAGAUAAAGCCUUGUGUACGUUUUUGUUGCAUUAUAGGAAUACUGAGCACUCGACAACUGGGGAAAGCCCGGCUAUGUUGUUACUAGGCAGACGGUUACGUACAAAAUUAGAUGCACUGAAACCGAAUAGGGAGGGUAAAGUCAGGGAAGCGCAGCAACGUCAAAAGGUAGCGGCAAAAGGAAGUAAUAGGGAGCUUAGGCCAAAUGAAACCGUAUGGUAUAGGCAGUACUUAAAGUCACAGAAGUGGGCAUCGGGCCAGGUGGCCGAGUGCGUCGGGCCUAGUAACUAUAAGAUCAGGGAUAAGCAUGGGGAGGUCUUACAUAGGCAUAUCGAUCAACUGAGACGGAGGACGGGUGGACGUUCAUCGCUCGCUUGCCCUGAUACAGAAUUUAAUACCAGCCAAAACGAGUCUAGCACAAAUUCUGAACCACAGAUAGCCUUGCCGGAUGCGGGGGAUGCGGCCCAAUCGGAGGAGAUAAACGACGAAGCCGGGAAGGCUGAGACGCCCCUUAAAGGGUCGGUAGUCAGUGGGUUGAACAGGAGGGAUGCUCCUGCGUCUCCCGAGUUCCAGGACGCCUUGCCAACUGUGACUACACCACCUCCUAGUCGUCCUGUACGACAGUGUAGGUUAAGGAAAAUGUAAUUAAGUUUAAGGGAAAUUUUAUGUUACUUUUAUAUUUUAGAUUUAAGUUAGUUUAAAUGUAGCAAAGGGGUUUUGUACGUAAGGGUUGAUUGAUGUGGGGGAAUGUGAUGUAUGUAGGUUAGUUUAUAAUAAAUGGUGGGGGGUAGUCUAAGUAGCUUGGUUGUGAGAUGUCAUUUUAUAAACCAGUCCGGAAUAAAUGCUUGUUACGUA